AAACAGACAUAAACAGUGCCAGUGAAGAUUCGUGUCCAAGAGAGGAGAAUGUUAUAAACCGAACUUGCCUGAAGAGAUGUGAAACUCACGAAGAUUGCGUAAGCAGGAAGAAAAAAUGUUUAUGUGACGGCCAGUGUGGUAUGAGCUGUGUAAAUAAAAAUAUCAGAUGCAAAGCUAUAAACACCAAAAUUUCCAAUGGCAAAGUAGUUAUCUUUCCUUUCAACCAAUUCGGUGCAGUAGCCAAGUAUUCCUGUGUGGACUCAUACAAUCUAGUUGGCGUCUUCAUGAGAGUAUGCCAAGGAGAUCUUUCCUGGAGUGGAGAAGAACCAAAAUGCGUUCUCAACACGGUAGAUCGCACCGAAAAAAACCAAUGCGGAGACCCUCCUACCGUACAUCAUGCUGAACAUGAUGGUGAUAAAAGCCUGAAGGGCUACCCAAAUGGUCACAUGUUGGAUUAUCGCUGCAAGAAGGGUUUUUCAGCCAGACGAGAUAGUGUGUUCCGGGCUUGGUGUGUUGGCGGAGGCGUAUGGGUUGGUCCCAAUAUGACUUGUUCUCAUGCUGGGUGUCCACUCCUGCCUCAGAUAGAGAAUGGGCGUGUUGAAAUUCUCCCGCCAAGUAUGAUUGCCUCCAAGGCUCAGUACUCAUGUUUCCAAGGAUUCCAUCUUGCGGGGCGGGCCACACGGACGUGUCGGCCAGAUGGCACAUGGGACGGAAUGGAGCCGAGUUGCGAGAGAGAUGCAAAAUUUAACAUGGUGGUCUGUAAUCAGCCACCAAGUAUUGAGAAUGCACUUCACAAUGCACCAAGAGAACAAGCAAGGUUCCCAGCCGGUACUGAAUUGAUGUACACUUGUCGUUCAACUUAUACGGCGAGCGGCUAUCAACGUGCUAUGUGUAAAGGUGACGGUACUUGGAGCGGACCUAAAAUGACAUGUACAAAAUCUGAUGCUACAGAGCCCGAAACAGAUUGUAAGUAUCCGGGAGAGGUAUCCAAUGGACGACGGGAAGGUCAAGAUUUCCGAUAUCCCGCAAAAGUGACAUAUUUUUGCAAUGAAGGUUUCCAGUUGAUCGGCAAUCCUGUGCGAGAGUGCCAGCUAAAUGGACAGUGGUCAGGAUCUCUACCACUAUGUAACCCAAUACGUUGUGAGAAACUUGGACCACCAUUAAAUGGCUUUAUUACUGGAUCAGGUGAAACGUACAAUACAGUUUUGCGUUUCUCAUGCCCAGAAGGAUAUAAGCUUGUUGGAUCAGCAGAGCGUCGCUGCAUGUCGGACGGAGAAUGGAGUGGACAGCUGUCGCGAUGCCAAGAAAAAAACUGCGGUCUUCCAGGCCCUUUAUGGAAUGGGUAUUUAGAUGGCCACAGAACAACAGUCGGAGCGGUGUUUUUCUUCAGAUGCAAUGUAAGAACAACAUUUGACGGACCAUCAUUUUCCACACAAUGUCAGGAUAAUGGAGCAUGGUCCCAUCCACCACCGAAAUGUUGGGGUCAAUGCCAAGUACCAUCAAUUUUAAAUGGUACCGUAAUGCACAGUCGUGAAGGUGUGUGGGUCGAUCACGAAACAUUCAUUAAUUUUCGCUGUAGAGAAGGUCUAGUUCUCAAUGAUACGUCAGAUAUCAAAUGCAUAAAUGGUUCAUGGACACUUAUUCCACGUUGCAUACCAGGAGAAAUUAAUGCAGAUGUAACAAAGCUACUGAGAACUUCCCAGACUUUUGUGAUAAGUGAGACGCAAUGGUCGAUUUCUCCUGUCACCGCACCAACUCCGAAGAUGGGAACUAUUAGCGGAGUCCCAGAGGAAGAGGCUUGGGAGGCACCUUGCUCAGCUCAGCCGCCAAAUAUUGAAAAUGGAAGGCGUGUUUAUAUUGGAUGGAAGCAUGGUGAUAGAGCGAAAUAUAUGUGUUUUCAAGGAUUUCGCUUACGUGGAGAUUUACACAUGACCUGCAGAUUUGGACGUUGGGUAGGUUCGAGACCUUACUGUGAUGAGAUUUUUUGCCCAAAUCCCGGGAAGCUUGAAAACGGAAAGAUUCAUAAAAAGGGCCAAAUCGGGAAAUUUGAAUUUAAAGCCUAUAUUGUAACUAUAAGACAUGGUGAUCGUUUAUUAUAUGAAUGUGACCGUGGUUAUGAACUAGACGGAGCAAGUGGUGCUACUUGUGUUGAUGGAAAUUGGAGUCCAAUUGAAAAACCAGAGUGUAAACCAGGUCAACAUCCAAUUUUGCACAAGCUAUGGAAACCUAUAGAGGAACAAGCUCAUUCUAAUCAGUAUUACUUGUAAUUGAGAAAGGAAAAUGAGAGAGCGUCGUGGGAGACAUAAGAUGGCGAAAAGAAAAAAAAUUCAAAGAUAUAGAAGUUGAAAACUAAGAUUAAAUACAUCAGAACUAAACACUAUACAGAAAUGGAUUUACGUAAUGAUGUCUGAUUUAACAUAAAAUAAAAUCAGAUAUUCAUAUUCUUUUGAGAAUAUACAUUUCUUUCAUGGGAAUAUACACAAGAUUGGCAUGCUAAUAAUGAAGCAUGUUGCGAAAUUGGUUCAUUUCCUUUCGACUUGUAGGUAUGAUUUGAUUGAGAGGACAGUUCCUUCUAAAGUAAUUCCUAUGAGGAUGAAGCAUAACGGGCUAUUUGAAUAUAGCUGACAUUUCUAACGAAGUGGUAUGUCAAAUAUACUCAUUAUUUUAAGCGUAUGAUCAAAUCAAAGCUUAAGACGAAGCGUGCAAUAUCAUAUACAUACAUAAAAUGAGAACAACGCAUAUACAUAUAUAUAUACAUAUAUAUAUAUAUUGAUAUACAUAUGCAUAUAUAUAUAUAUAUAUAUAUAUAUAUAAUGAUACACACAAAUGCAUAUAUAUGUAUAUAUAUA
This is a messenger RNA of Octopus bimaculoides (California two-spot octopus), 2849 nucleotides long. Its product is annotated as protein lev-9. Gene Ontology annotation, cellular component: extracellular region. Lineage: Eukaryota; Metazoa; Mollusca; Cephalopoda; Octopoda; Octopodidae. The record is from RefSeq and is a predicted model, not a curated record. Gene Ontology annotation, molecular function: peptidase inhibitor activity.